AGUGUCAAAUGCAUUUGUAUUGUGGUCCAGAUUUCGGAUAUUUUCUAUUUAGUGCUUUGCAUUGUUUGCUAUCCUGUUUCCACUCAAAGAAAAUGGGAUCGCUCUUAUUGCUUCUUAGCGAUUUUUUGUAAUGAAUCGUAUUCUAAUUCCGAUAUGCAUAAAAAUAUAAUAAAAAUGAGGAUGUGCAUCGGUUGUUUGUGUUUUUAAUAAUAAAAAGUCCAUAAAAAGUGAAUGAAAAUGUCUAUACCGCCUAUAAACUACAGUAUUCCUCCGCCACGGUUGGACAUUCCUCCGCCGGUUCCGAUGCAGCCGCCGCAAAUGUUUAGCCAUCCGCCACCGUUCAUGCCGCCACCGCUGCCUGCUAUCGAUCAGCCGCCGCCGCCACCCCCACCACCAUACGGCACCAUGGCAACGUUUCCUCCAAUGAGCGUACCUCCACCUACCGGACCUUAUUCUAUGAUGCCCUUGGACAUGCACUCACAACCACCGCCUUACUAUGCACAUAGUUAUUCUGAAAUGAACUACAGUGACAGUCAUAUGAGGCAGGCAGCAAGCAGCUCUAGAGACUGGUCUGAUCCACUUUCAAGUUUUAGUUCUGUGAAAAGCAAAUUACCAGUAUCUCACAGUGACAGAGAUAUAAGAGGAAGCAGAGAUUCUCAUGACAGACAUUACCGUAGUUCAACAUCUCAUAGAAGUUAUUCACCCGGUCGUGAUAGAAGCUAUGACAGGGAUGGUGAAAGGGACAGGGAACGAGAAAUGAGAUACCGUGAACGUAGAUACAGCCGCAGUCCAAGUCGUCAUAGUCACAGGAGUCGGAGUCCAUCACACUCAAGCCAAAGAGAUAGAGAACGAUCUUACAGGCAAAGAUUUGAUGAAAGAAGAGAGUAUGAGAGAAAAAGAUGUGAAUAUGAAAGACGUCAUAGUCCUUCCCGCAGCAGAGACCAUAGGAGUCACAGUCGGGCUUAUGAUCCCCGUGACAGUAGAAGGCUGAGGUCUCCUAGUAGACGUAGCAAUCUGUCACCUAGCCGUGAGUCGCGUCUUCACAGUCGGUCACGGGAGCUGUCACAUUCAUCAAGAAAUGAGCCUGCAAAACCGAUGACAGAUCGUGAGAAAAUUUUGGAACAAUACAGGAAAAACUAUUGCAAGACUUCUGAGGACUUCAUAGAGAAAAUGGAGCAGUGGUCAAAAGAACACAAUUCAGAUGAAGAAGAGGCAUCAAAAAUGUGGUACCGAAGUUCACCAGCGGAGUUAUACUACAAGCAAGUUGAAGAUGGUCCAGGAGUCCAACAGACCAGUAAGCUGGAGAAGAUCUGUGAGACUUUCAUGAAACAGCUCAUUGAAAGAGGCCGGAAUGCUAGGCCUGAGGUCGAUGAACUGCCACCUUUGAAGCCUUCCAAAGUAGCAAUGUGCAAACAUAGAUCUGUGGAUGGAAGUUCUUCAUCUGAGAGUGAGGAUGAGUGCUUGGACGAAGACUGCCUGCAAGGUUACACGGAUAGAAUAAUGAUGGAGUUGCAGAGGAAACAAAGCCAUCCUAGAAGACUCCACCCUGAGAUGUGGUUUAACAACACCGGCGAAAUGAAUAGCGGUCCGCUCUGCCGCUGUAGCGCUAGAGCUCGGCGCUUCGGUAUGCGACACGGCGUGUAUGCGUGCGAGGAGGCCUUUCCUAAAUGUGUGCCGACGCAGAGCAAUAUUGACAAGCUGUACCAUUACAGAAUAACAGUUUCACCGCCAACGAACUUCUUAAUAAAAUCACCAACGAUAAUAGCGCACGAUGAACACGAGUUCCUAUUCUCUGGUUUCUCAAUGUUCUCUCAUUACAAGCUAGCUAAGCUCCCGACAUGCAAAGUUAUACGGUUCAAUAUCGAGUACACCAUUCUGUAUGUGGAAGAGCCACCGCCUCAGAACUUUACUAUCAAGGAGUUGGAUUUGUUUGAGGAAUUCUUAUUCUACGAGUUACUGGAGCUCAUAGAUUUGGACCUGGGCAAAGGCACGGACACAACAUGUUCACAGUUCCACUUCAUGCCAAGAUUCGUACGAUAUUUACCCGAGGGAGGAUGUGAGGUGCUGUCAAUGUGUGAAGUUCUCAAGUACUUAAUAGAAGAGAGUGGACUGCUGAUUGCACCGGACAAGUUGGAAGAUGUUCAUAAUAUGGAUCAUUAUACUUGGCAGAAGUUUGUUGAUAGAAUUAAAGGUAUGAUAGUGACAUACCCUGGCAAGAAACCAUGUUCGGUGCGAGUAGACCAAAUAGACCGAAGUCCGCCCACUUCGAGCGACGAACCAGGUUGUUCUACCGACAAGAAGUCUUACUACCCAGAGAUUGUUCACUUUGGUAUUCGACCUCCGCAAUUCAGUUAUGCUGGCAACCCUGAGUACCAAAAAGCGUGGCGUUACUACGUAAAGUACAGGCAUUUGAUCGCGAACAUGGCCAAGCCAUCGUUCAAGGAGCGACAGAAGCUUGCCGCUAAAGAGGCCAAACUGCAGGAAAUGAGGACGCAGAGUAAGAUGAAGAGGGAUGUUACCGUUGCUAUAUCGUCUGAAGGGUUCCAUACGACUGGACUCAUGUGUGAUGUAGUACAGCACGCCAUGUUAAUCCCAGUCCUAGUAAGACAUCUUCGUUUCCACAAAUCUUUGGACAGUCUCGAAAGAAAGAUAGGUUACGUGUUCAAACAAAGAGCAUUGUUACAAACAGCCUUAACUCAUCCCUCGUACAGAGAGAACUUCGGAACUAAUCCUGAUCAUGCACGAAACAGUCUUACCAACUGCGGGAUUAGGCAACCUGAGUAUGGAGACAGGAGGAUACAUUAUACUAGGAAGAAAGGUAUCGUGACCCUAAUAAAUAUAAUGUCCCGUUUCGGCAAACUUCGCGAAACGGAAUCGGAUAUAAAGCACAAUGAACGACUAGAGUUCUUAGGCGACGCUGUAGUUGAGUUCCUCUCGUCUAUACACCUGUUCCGAAUGUUUCCGGGACUGGCUGAAGGAGGGUUAGCUACAUACAGGGCUUCUAUUGUCCAGAACCAGCAUUUAGCUCAACUGGCCAAGAACAUAGAGCUAGAGCAGUACAUGUUGUACGCCACUCACGGGACAGACCUGUGUCGCGACGUGGUGAUGAGACACGCGAUGGCCAACUGCUUCGAAGCACUCAUGGGAUCACUGUUCUUGGAUGCCGGGAUAGAGGUGGCAGACCGUGUAUUCGCCCUAGCCCUUUGGCAUAAUGAACCAGAUUUGCUCGAAGUAUGGGUGAAGGACAGAGCGCAUCCCUUGCAAGAACAAGAACCACUCGGAGAUAGGAAAUAUAUCAAGGACUUCGAGUUCCUACAAAGGCUCGUUAAUUUCGAAAAUUCUAUAGGUGUCACAUUCAAGCACAUUCGUCUCCUAGCCCGAGCGUUCACGGACCGUUCAGUGGGCUUCACGCACCUGACGCUAGGCUCCAACCAACGCUUGGAGUUCCUCGGCGACACAGUGCUACAGCUGGUAGUGUCUGACAGACUGUACCGACACUUCCCUGACCAUCAUGAGGGACAUUUGUCUCUACUCCGUUCAUCUCUAGUCAACAACCGGACACAAGCGAUGGUGUGCGAUGAUCUCGAUAUGUCAUCGUACGCGAUAUACAACAACCCUAAAGCUAAGCCUACCGCUAAGAAACAUAAGGCUGAUUUGCUUGAGGCUUUCCUUGGCGCAUUGUAUAUUGAUAAAAACUUAGACUACUGCCAAGCGUUCUGCAACGCGUGCCUAUUCCCGCGCCUGCAGGAGUUCAUCAUGAACCAGGACUGGAACGACCCCAAGUCUAAGCUGCAACAGUGCUGCCUCACUCUGCGGUCCAUGGAGGGAGGGGAGCCUGAUAUACCGGUUUAUAAGGUGAUCGAGUGCUUGGGCCCGACGAACACGCGCGUGUACACGGUCGGCGUGUACUUCCGCGGCGCCCGCCUGGCCGCCGCCCGCGGACACUCCAUACAGGAGGCCGAGAUGAACGCCGCAGAGAAAGCUCUCAGCUGUGCACAUGAAUUAUUCCCACAACUGGACCACCAAAAACGAGUGAUAGCAAAGAGCAUGCGCAAAAAGAAGAAACGCGCGGACGGGCGUAACAGUCCCCAGGGCUCCGGGAACAACCCCAAACGCAAACAAAUUAACGACAAAGUACCCAAGGCAUACAGACUUGACAAGCAAAACGACCAUUCUGAAGAAAGUGCUCAAGAAUUAUCAGACGAGGAAGUUGUUCCUCCUGAGAAAUCUAACGACGAUUCAGGAUUAGACAGUGAUACCUCUCAACCAACGGAGAAACUCGAAAAUGUUCAAGUAAGCAGCCUUCUUAGCGAUAUGCAGAAAUUAAAGGAUGACCUUAUUAGGCGGAAUGAGUAUGAAAAGUUGAAGGAAAAAUGUCGGCGAUCCGACGACGAUGACGAAUAGUGAAAUUAGAUUGUAAGUUAUAGUUUUUAGAUUUAGGACUAAUUUUCACUCUUUCCAGUGCUUAAGAUUUAUAUAUUUUUGUCUCUAUAAAAUAAAGCUUUAUAGUGAUGUAGGG
Helicoverpa armigera (cotton bollworm) is the source of this 4519-nucleotide messenger RNA. RefSeq names its product ribonuclease 3 (gene drosha). Gene Ontology annotation, biological process: primary miRNA processing; rRNA processing; pre-miRNA processing. Gene Ontology annotation, cellular component: nucleus; microprocessor complex. The coding region runs from base 232 to 4404 and encodes 1390 amino acids. The record is from RefSeq and is a predicted model, not a curated record. Lineage: Eukaryota; Metazoa; Arthropoda; Insecta; Lepidoptera; Noctuidae. Gene Ontology annotation, molecular function: RNA binding; ribonuclease III activity. The transcript has 19 exons.